AUGGUGGCAGAAGGCCUUCGCAGACUGCCGGAGGGCAGGAGCCAGCCACGGCGAGCCUCACACACUCUUUCAGACCAGAGACCGCCAAGAAAGUCCCGCAAGAAGCUGCAAGUCAUCAUCUGCGUUCUGCUCGUGGAGCUGUGUGAAAGAUUCACUUUCUUUGGGAUUGUGUGUAACAUGAUUCUCUUCUGCACGGUGAAGCUGGGCUACGACAACUACCUGGCCGCAACCGUCAACCUGUGCUUCAUCGGCGCCAGCACCUUGACCCCUGUGCUGGUCGGGUGGUUUGCAGAGACCUGCUUAGGACGGGCUAAAGUGCUCUACUUGUGUGCUUUACUUCACUUCUUCGGCACUGCCAUGCUGCCUGUGGUGGCAUUUCCCUUUGAGGAUUUCUACAUUGACACCCAUCACAUGACUCACCAGCUGGAGCCCCGGGAGCAGCAGAUCUUGUUUUACACCGGCCUCCUCGCUGCUGCGCUGGGCAUCGGCGGCAUCCGGGCCAUCCUCUGUCCCAUGGGGGCCUACAGCCUGCAGGGUUACAACCAGCACCAGCUCCUCGCCUUCUUCAACUGGUUUUACUGGCUGGUGAACCUGAACUCCACUAUCGUAUUUCUGGGUAUUGCUUACAUCCAGCAGUCUGUGGCCAAAAAUCUGGGCUUCCUCAUUCCCUUCACGUCUGUGCUGCUGGCUCUCAUUGCCAUACACAUGAUGCGCAACAAACUCACCUACAAACCCAAGAAAGGGGGGUCAUUACUGACCACACUGGGAGUCUUCUUGAACUCACUCAAGAUGUGUUGCCUCUACUAUCGCCACCUGAGUGGAGACGUAGCAUCGUGGCUGGACCGGGCCAAAGAGAACAAUGGCGGCCGGUACAGCGAGAUCCACGUGGAGAACGUCAAAGUCUUGGCCAAACUCUUCCCGCUCUACGGGCUUCAGCUGCUUUACAGAGCCUGCGUCACUCAGAUUCCAUCAGGUUACUACAUCCAGACCAUGAACUCCAACCUUCACCUGAACAACCUCCUGCUGCCCAUCGGUGCCAUGAAUGUCGUCAGCAUCCUGCCUCUGCUGCUGUUGGCCCCUCUGAUCGAGUGUGUCACCACCUGCUGCCUGUCCGUGGGGAAAACCCCCCUGGCUCCUGUCAAACUCAUCAGUGACCCCCUCUCUCAUCACCCCACCCUGUCCGUCCCCCUUCCAGCUCUGGGCCAUGUGUGUGCCACUCUCUCCGUCCUGGUGGCAGGUUUGUCGGAGCUGCAGAGGAAAACCUUCCCCCUGGUGGAGCAGACUCUGUCCGGCAAGGUCCUGCAGGUGUCGUCCAUGCCGUGUUUCCAGCUGGCGCCUCAGUACGUCCUGCUCGGCUUGGCUGAGGCUCUUGUCACCCCUGCGUGUUCCCUCAUCCCGUUCCAGCUGACUCCAAACCACAUCAGAGGGAUCUCUUUGCACUUCCUCACCCUGUCUUAUGGAGGGGGCUGUUUUUUAGGGGCUUUUAUUAUCCAGCUAGUAUACUAUAGCUCUGGAGGAAACUUCUAUCCGAACAUGCUGCAUGAUGGGAACCUGGAGAGAUUUUUCUUCUUCUUGGCCACACUGAUGGCCAUAAACACUUUGGUGUUUUGGAGUGUGUCCUACAGGUACAUUGACCUCAGCGUUCAGGGGAGAGCCCUGACCGUCAGCCCUCUGACUGAGAAGCUGCUGUACUAUAAAGCCACUCUGCGCUUCUACGACACAGUGGAUCACGCCUCCAUCGACUCCGUACUGUAA
Salarias fasciatus (jewelled blenny) is the source of this 1755-nucleotide messenger RNA. It is a transcript of the gene slc15a5, whose product is annotated as solute carrier family 15 member 5. Gene Ontology annotation, biological process: transmembrane transport. Lineage: Eukaryota; Metazoa; Chordata; Actinopteri; Blenniiformes; Blenniidae. Gene Ontology annotation, molecular function: transmembrane transporter activity. The record is from RefSeq and is a predicted model, not a curated record. Gene Ontology annotation, cellular component: membrane.